Molecule: messenger RNA, 1224 nt
Organism: Paramecium tetraurelia
Lineage: Eukaryota; Ciliophora; Oligohymenophorea; Peniculida; Parameciidae
Exons: 4
Biological process (GO): protein phosphorylation
Molecular function (GO): ATP binding; protein kinase activity
Source: RefSeq, a predicted model, not a curated record
AUGGGGAAUAUUUAAGCCUAUAUAAACUAUCACACAGAACUUUCAUUCACAUAGGAUUUAGAUGAUUAAAUUCACCUUUGCGAGGCGACAUCUCAUCCUUCAUUAGGAAAAAUAUAAAUAUGGAAGACUAAAGAAAACUCAUCAUUAAAACUAUUUUCAUUUACAAGACAUAUUUAUCACUCCGAUUCUACUUUAUUAUAGAUUCAUUAAUAGAGAUGUUCAUUGUAACAUCCAAAUUUACUUUAAUACUAUGCAUGCACAUAGACAGAGCCAUCAUUUUGUGGAAGCGUCGAAAGUUAGAAUUUCUUCUUUGAAUAUCAGCCCUGCACUCUUUAGAAAGUUUUAGAUGAACGAACAGGACCAUUUCCAGAAAUUGAUAUAUGGAAGUUCUUAGAAUAAUUGGUUGAUGUCUUGGAUUACUUGGAAGAAAACCAAUGUGUUCAUGGUAACAUUAGUAUAGAAAAUAUUUUUGUAAAUGAGGAGAGCACAAUUAAAAUUUUAGAUUCUUUUAAUAAAUAAUUAACUGAUUAUUUAUUAAAAUAGGAUGUUUAUGAUUUAGCCUCAGUCAUAAUAGAACUUAUGACAAAAUAAAAAUUUCAUAAAUAAUACAAAGAAACCCUAAAAUCCUUAACAGAUUAAUAUUCCCUUUAAUUACUAUCCAUUUUAGCAAGAAUGCUUAGCAACAACCCAGAUAAACGACCUAGGUUUAAAGACUUGUCAGUAUCAAUCAAAAAUAGAGCCACUCAGCCUAUUCAAGAGAGUCAAAAGAUGGAAUAAGUUUAGCUAUCUUUUCAUAUAAAAUAAAACUUGAAUGACACAAGCUCUACAAAUAUAUUAGUCUAGAAUAACACCUAUACAUAUUUAUUGGAUAAUACAAUUAAUUACUAUCCAAAAUAAGUGUUUCCUGAACUCAAGUUUCCUAUAAAUUAAAUUUAAUUUGUGAAAAAACAGAAUCAUUUGGUGGGAGUAGGGCAAUUUAAGGUUGAUUAUUAAGAAAACCAAAGCGAUACUGUUGAUAGGAAUAAUAAACCAAGUCUACAUGGGUCUUAGGCUUCGACAAUAAAUAGUCACCAUAGAUCCUUUUUGGAAACCUAUAGAGGAAAUAUUAUUGCUACUAAAUAGCCAUGUUGCUUAAAUAAAAAAAAUAUUUAAUAGUAAAAUAGCUUGGACUAAAAUAUUUUUAUCUAAGAUGAUUUAAAUAAAACGAGUUCUACUUUUUACUGA